Messenger RNA from Lethenteron reissneri (Far Eastern brook lamprey), 3120 nucleotides. Its product is annotated as cGMP-dependent protein kinase 1-like. The record is from RefSeq and is a predicted model, not a curated record. Gene Ontology annotation, molecular function: ATP binding; cGMP-dependent protein kinase activity. Lineage: Eukaryota; Metazoa; Chordata; Hyperoartia; Petromyzontiformes; Petromyzontidae. Gene Ontology annotation, biological process: protein phosphorylation.
CCACCACCCUCCACCCUACUAUCUUACCCCGUAGGUCUCGGGAGUUGAUUCGCGAGGCGAUCCUGGACAACGACUUCAUGAAGAACCUGGAGCUGUCGCAGAUCCUCGAGGUGGUCGACUCCAUGCACCCGGUGGAGUUCACGCGCGGCAGCUGCAUCAUCCGCGAGGGCGAUGUGGGGUCACUCGUCUACGUCAUGGAGGAGGGCCGAGUGGUCGUCACCAAGGAGGGGGUGAAGCUGUGCACCAUGAGUCCAGGGAAAGUAUUUGGCGAGCUCGCCAUCCUCUACAACUGCACCCGUACGGCCACCGUCAAGGCCAUCACGAACGUGCGCCUCUGGGCAAUCGACCGCCAAUGCUUCCAGACGAUCAUGAUGAGGACUGGCCUCAUCAAGCAGGCCGAGUACAUGGACUUCCUGAAGAGUGUGCCAUCUUUUCAGAAUCUGGCAGAGGAGGUGAUCAGCAAGCUGGCUGAUGUUAUUGAGGAGAUGCACUAUGAUGCCGGAGACUACAUCAUCAGGCAAGGGGCGAGUGGAGAUACCUUCUUCAUCAUCAGCAAAGGGCAGGUGAAUGUUACGAGACAGGCCGAGGGGGUGAGUGACGAGCCUGAGCUUCUGAGGUCCCUGGGAAGGGGAGACUGGUUUGGAGAGAUGGCGUUACAGGGGGAGGACGUGAGGACAGCCAACGUGAUCGCAGUGGAGUCAGUCACGUGCCUGGUCAUCGACAGAGAGUCGUUUAAACAUCUGAUCGGGGGCAUCGAGGACAUGUCCACCAAAUGCUGCGAGGACACGGACUCCAAAGCGACCUCGGAGGUGGAAGGGUCGUUCUUCUCCAAGUUGUCUCUCUGCGACUUCACGGCGAUCGACACCUUGGGUGUGGGUGGGUUUGGUCGCGUGGAAUUGGUGCAGCUGAAGAGCGAUGUGAGCCGCACCUUUGCCAUGAAGAUCCUCAAGAAGCGGCACAUCGUGGAGACCCGCCAGCAGGAGCACAUCCGCUCGGAGAAGUCCAUCAUGAGCGAUUCGCAUUGCGGAUUCAUCGUGCGACUCUACAGGACGUUCAGAGACAAUAAGUAUCUCUACAUGCUGAUGGAGGCGUGCCUGGGUGGAGAGCUAUGGACCAUACUGAGAGACAGGGGCUCGUUUGAUGACGCCACGACACGCUUCUACACGGGCUGCGUGCUGGAGGCGUUUUCCUACCUCCACUCCAAGGGCAUCAUCUACCGAGACCUCAAGCCUGAGAACCUCAUCCUGGACACGCGCGGAUACACCAAGCUGGUUGACUUUGGGUUCGCCAAGCGAAUCGGCCUGGGCCGUAAGACUUGGACGUUCUGCGGCACUCCGGAGUACGUCGCUCCCGAGGUGAUCCUCAACCGGGGCCACGACGUCUCCGCAGACUACUGGUCGCUCGGCAUCCUCAUGUACGAGCUGCUCACGGGCAGCCCCCCGUUCUCUGGCGCGGACCCCAUGAAGACUUACAACAUCAUCCUCAGGGGAAUCGACAUGGUGGAGUUCCCCAAACGCAUCCCCAAGAACGCAGCCAUCCUCAUCAAGAAGCUCUGCCGGGACAAUCCCACGGAGAGGCUUGGGAACAUGAAGAACGGAGUGAGGGAUAUUCAGAAACACAAGUGGUUUGAAGGCUUCAAUUGGGAAGGUCUCAGGAAGGGCACUCUCACUCCCCCCAUCAUCCCCAAGGUGAGCUCCCCCACGGACACGAGCAACUUCGACAGCUUCCCCGAGGACACAGAAAGCCCUCCCCCAGACGACGACUCGGGCUGGGACAAAGACUUCUGAUGGCUCGCCACGCCGCCUGCCGCCGAUCGGGGUAGUGGCGGCGGUGGCAGUGGCGGUAGCGGUGGUAGUGGCUGUGGUUGUGGUGGUGGUAGUGGUGGUGACAGUGGUGGUAGUGGUGGUGGCAGUGGUAGUAGCUGUGGCAGUGGUGGUAGUGGCUUUGGUGGUAGCAGUGGUGGUGGUGGUGAAAGUGGUAGUGGCCGUGUUGGCAGUGGUGGUGGCAGUGGUGGUAGUGGUGGUGGUAGUAGUGGUGGUGGUUGUGAUGGUGCUGCUGGUGGGAGUGGUGGUGGUUGCAGUGGUGGUAUCAGUGGUGGUAGUGGUGGGGGUGUCUCGAGUGUAUGAGGGGUGGGUGAGCAUAGGGGCAGUGCAGUACAACACUCGCCCCCACCCUAUCUCUCUCGUCGGUGUGUUGGGCGAGUUGGUUACGGCUCGAUCGUGUGAACAUUUGUAGCAACUCAACAGUUACCAAAGCUGUAAGACGGUGCUGUGUGUCGUGGGUCGGACGAGUGAAUGGCUCGUGAGGCUCAGAGGAGCCGUUGAAGCCUUCCUGGACCUUAGCAUAGGGAGGUUGUGAAGUUCACGAUGGCCGUGUCGGUGAGGUUCAAGAUGGCCGUGUCGGUGAGGUUCAAGAUGGCCGUGUCGGUGAGUUUCACAAUGGCCGUGUCGGUGAGUUUCACAAUUGCCGUGUCGGUGAGGUUCACAAUGGCCGUGUCGGUGAGGUUCACAAUGGCCGUGUCGGUGAGGUUCACAAUGGCCGUGUCAGUGAGGUUCACAAUGGCCGUGUCAGUGAGGUUCACAAUGGCCGUGUCAGUGAGGUUCACAAUGGCCAAGUCGGUGAGGUUCACGAUGGCCGUGUUGGUGAGGUUCACAAUGGGGCAAGUGUUGUUAGCGAGCACCUAUGGAGGCCGGCACUGUGGUACACGAGGGGGUGGGUGACCAGCACCACGCCCACCCGGCCGCCUUUGUCUCCCCAGUGGCGAUGUUUACUGCACAACGCACCAGGUACUCAUUUGAAGCUGAGCUGACAUAGGGGAGGCCCAGGACCGGUUCAGAUAAUCGUCACUUAGUGUUGGUGGCCGUGAGCGGGAAUCGAACUCGGGUUUCCGAGUUCGAAGUGCAGCGUAUCACUAACUGCUCCCGCCACCGCUCCCGUCCACACACAGACACAUGCGCGCGCGAGAGUACGUUUUUUCAGUUUUCAGUUUUCAGUUUCAUUUAUUAGGUAUAACCCUGUGAGCCAUGCGGCUCUUGCCUCGGGUGCAACCGCAACAAAACAAAGACAUGAACAAGAAACAUCUUGAAGUGGCUACACGCAACGGAAAAGUAAUCGGCCACC